CCAGCAACCACAUGGUGGCUUCCAACCAUCUGUAAUGGAAUCCGAUGCCCUCUUCUGGUGUGUCUGAGGACAGCUACAGUGUACCCACAUACAUGAAGUAAAUCUUUUAAAAGGGGGGGGGGGGGGCGGGGGACAGGCUGUAUCCCUUGUUAGAGCACAAACAGUUCUAACAAUUUCAUCUGGUAGUUGUUGAACUGGCCUGGCUGUCCAGCAGCUAAAAUGACCAUAUUAACAGUUACUUGAUGUUCAUAGUGAGGCAUGCCUCAGUGCUUGUGGAACGCAUCCUUCAUAUUCUUGCCAGCCCACCUGCACAUUAAGCAUGCUGAUAAAUAUGUUGGUAAGGAGGAACGAUGAACUCAAGGAAACAGUCUCUGACUUGGUGAAUAACCAUUGUGCACUUGAGCAUCCUAAGGGGGCAAGAGAGAAUGGCAGCUACCCAGACCCCUCCCAUCUGACAGACUACAACUUCGAGUUGAAAGCCAGCCAGAGUAAUGCUUCCCCUUGUCUAAUUCUACUUUAUUUUGCCAUUUCCUAUCCAAGGUAGCAUAAAUUUGUAUACCCAUUGAUACAAAGAGCCAAGCAAUACUUCCUGUGUUUAUUGUGAGGAGUGAUGCUAUUGGAAAGUGAAGUGCUAUCUAUGUACUUGGUCUUUAGGUUAGCACUCAGGAAGCAGAGGCAGAUGGAUCUCUGAGUUCAAGGCCAGCCUAGUCUACAAAGGGAGUUCCAAGAUAGACAGGGCUCCUACACAUACAAGCCCUGUUUUAGAAAAUCAAAAAAGUAAAAUAAGAAAAACCACAGUAGCAGUUCUGACCAGAUAGAAUUAAGCCAGUAAUCUAAUAAGACUAAGGGAGGUCAGGUGAUUGUUGAGGUCAGUCAGGCAGAGGCAUGCAUUGUGUUGUCUGCAGGCUUAUGUAGAAACAACAGAAAGAAGCCCAACUAAGUAGAAAAGCAGUUUAUUUUGCAGUUCAACAAAAGGACGAGACCCAGGUCUGGACAGAUUAGGCAUGGGAGAAACAGCAGCAUGUUUCUGGUUCAAAGCAACCUGCAAAGCACAGGACAGGACCUCAAUCUUAUCCUGGGUGGUACCAUAAUUGGGUGCUUCAUUUACAACUCUACCACACUCCAGGUUUGCCUACUUCUGGGUAGCUACAUGGAGAGACCAGUAAGUCAUGUAGAAAUUAACUUACUAUCAUCCUUGUGACAUAAUAAAGUAAGUUCUUUGGAAAGGAAUGUGUUAGGCAGGUAGGGUGUCUUGUUUUCAUUUUCUCUUUUCGACAUCUCCUUGCUUAGCAUCACCCCCCCACCUCCCCGAAUAGCUGGGAAUGUUGGGAUGGGGUGGGGUGGUGUAUUUACAUCUAGCAAAAGAUGUCUAAUAUCUUAAGGACAGGACCACUGAUAAGUGAUCCUGGUGAAGAUGUCAAUAGGAAUAACAAGUCUGAUCUAGCAUCCAUUUCAGUAAAAAAGUGUCUGCUCACCUAGGAAUGCAGAAAUGGUUUGGUGGGUAAAGUGAUUGCCUCAAAAGCAUGAGGACCGGACUUCAGAUCCCUAAAAUCCACAUAAAUUGGUUUCCACAGUGUAUAUGAUCCCAACGCUCCUUCAACAAGAUGAGAGGUAAAGAGAUAGGAGGGUCCCUGGAUGCUUGUGAGUCAACAGUGUCAAACAAAAGUCUCUAUCAAAGUUGAAAGUGCAGGUCAACACUAGAGAUUGUGCCAGCCACUCCUGACUUGGGUUUAAUCCCAGCACUCAGAACGCAGAGGCAGGCAGAUAGAUCUCUGUAUUCCAGGACAGCCUGGUCUAUAGAGUUCCAGGAUAGCUAGGGUUACACCCAGAAACCUCAUCUCAGAAACAAAACAAAACUAACCUCCACAUAUACACCAUAUACAAACAUGCGCGUACACACACACACACACACACACACACACACACACACUGAUGUCCUAAAAGGCUGCUAGAUCUCAUCCGAGUAUUGUUUCAGAGACUUCACAUUUGUGGUCACCUUUGCUGGGAAGUUACACACUCAGCCAGGUAAACUCUGGGAAAUGGAAGGACAAGUUGUUGAGCCCAAGUCUGGCUUCUGUCCCUGUUCCUACAUUUAUUUUAUUCCUGUGCUGAUUAUGAAGCGAUGAGCUGAUUCCUGAAAAACAAUAUUCAUUAAGUACCUGGUUGUUAUUGUUUGCCUAAUCACCAAGAGCCCCCUCUGAAGAUGAUAGAAGUCACCAAGGCUUAGUCAACAAAUUAUCACUGAGGGAACUUCAGGCAAAUCCUAAAUAAAAUUGAUUGAUUAGGAAAAUGGAGAACUUAAUUGGAUCCUAGUUUAGCAUGAAAUGUACAGUUUAGGGAAUUUAAAGUCACAUAUUUACUUUUAGUUGAUAUAUAAAUUAUAUCUUACUGUAAAAAAUUUAAAAGCCUUCACUAGCUAAAUUAAAAAUGGCUUUUGGGGGCUGGUGAGAUGGCUCAGAGGUUAAGAGCACUGGCUGCUCUUCCAGAGGUCCUGAGUUCAAUUCCCAGCACCCACAUGGUGGCUCACAACCAUCUAUAGGGAGAUUUGAUGCCCUCUUCAGCCAGGCGGAAUGUGCAACAGAGCACUCAUACAUUAAAUAAUUUUUUUUUAUUUUUUAAAAAAGGCUUUUAUGUGGCUGGAGAGAUGGCUCAGAGGUUAAGAGCACUAGCUGUUUUUCCAGAAGUCUGGAGUUCAAUUCCUAGCAAUCAUGGUGGCUCACCACCAUCUGUGAUGCCCUCUUCUGGUGUGUCUGAAGACAGUGACCAUGUGCAUAAAAAUAAAACAAUAGCGAAAAUCUGUUUUUAAAAUUGACUUAUUUUUAAAAGUUUGGGAAUGGAGUCCUCUAUGCCAUGAACUGUGUCUCUGCACCCAAAUUGAUUUUAUAAAGAUGGACCUCCCAAUGUGCCCGUUUCUAUAAAUAGGAUUUUUAGAGUAUAUUUAAUGUUAAAGGUAUUCAGAAUGAUGAGUCCCCAAACCAAAAUUUCUGUAGUCUUAUAAAAGGGAGUAUUAAGACAUAGACAUACGGAAGACGUGGAAAAGAGAGCCAUCUAUCAGUCAAGCAGAGGGCCUUCGAAGAAACCAUUCUGUGGCUGUUUUCUAAACUCGAACUGGGAGCAAAUAAAUUUCUGUUGUUCAAGGAACUCCAUCUAUGGUGUUUUGCUAUAGCACCCCCAGCAAACUAAUACAGAUGAUAAUGAAGUACACUGGAUAGUUAAGUCUGUGAGUAUCUGCUGGUGCAAAUCACCAAGGAAAGGGCUUCCCUAAAGAAAAAUGCCAGUUAACAAAUGUAGAAGGUCACCAUUCCAUAACAGUAAUAACUGAUCCAAGUUAGAGAUGAUAAAAGUAGCUAUAAUAGUUUGAUGGGAAACUAUUAUAGGACAUUAGUUAGCCUAACAGUCUCACCCUUAAAUUACAAAGCACACAGUAGUGACUCUGCAGGGGAGAAACCCAGUAAACACUACCUUAACUUCCUAGUAUCAGGACGCCCUGGUUUGGGUGACUCCUUAGAAUGAGUGAGAAUCACUGCGGUCAAACUUCAUCACGUGAAAACAAUCGAACAAAUCAAACAGAACCAAAGCAAAAAAACGAGAAGAUAAAUAGCCUGUUCUCACGUUAGAGCCAUUGAAGACAAAGCAAGGGGCUGAAAAGUGGCUCAGCACUUCAGGGCACUUGCUGCUCUUUCAGGCGACCCGGGUUAGAUUUCCAGCACCCACACAGAGGCUCACAACCAUCUGUCACUCUAGUUCCAGAGACUCCAACGACCUCUUCCGGUCUCUGUGGGCACUAUGUACACACGUGAUACCAGACCACCCAAACACAAAAUUUAAUGAUCUGGCCUAAUAGUGCUCACCUUUAAUCUCAGCACUCAAGAAGCAGAGGCAGGUGGACCUCUUUGAAUUUGAGGCCAGAUUGGUCUACAUAAUGAAUUCCAGGACAGCCAGGACUAUGUAUGGAUCCCAUCUCAAAUGUGAAAAAAGUACAAAUAGCAAUUUAAAAAAGUUAAUUUAAAAGGCAAAGCAUGAUUAGGGGAACUACUCCAGAUGGAAGCAAACCAAAAAGAAGCAGGACACCAGAGUGCUAGGUGUAGUUCUGGACGCACCAAGAGCUUGGAGCUGACUGUGGAGGGCAGGUCAGGCAGUUUGGUAUUCGUUUUCAAACUUCCUUGUGGUAACUGUGUUUGAGUUAUGUAAGAGGAUAAGGCUGUCACCGCACAUCUAGUCUACCAAUCAAUUGCCUCUGGCUGCAGCCGCCGCUCCCCUCCCUAGCUAUUUAGGGACGAUUGUUCGCACUAUCCCUCCCAGUGCUUCGCCCUAUCCCCCAUCUCAUCUCCCGAGCUUUUCCCCAUUUCCCUUUCCGGCGCCCUCCGCCUCCUGUACAGCUGGUUCCUUGGUUUUAAUUGUCCCUGCUCUCUCUUGCCUGCUGGUCCUCCAGCUGUCUGGCACUCUGCCCUCUCCACCUUUAUCCACCUGCGCGUCUCUCGCUUGCCCCUCUAGGUGCGCACCCUGUAGCCCGAGCUCCGCUACGCGUGCGUCUUGAGCUCUUGAGAAAGCAAGAUCGCAUAGUUGCAGAAACUUCAGCCGCUAAGUUUGCGGUGAGCAUCGCAUCCUCGACCGGCGACCUACACCCGUGUGGGGCUAGGCCACCUGACUGCGCUUUGCGCGAUGGGCUGCUCCAGCAGCGCCCUCAACAAGGCGGGCGACAGCAGCAGGUCCGGCAGCGGAGUACCUUCGAAUGAGAAUUCUUCCACUGUAGAACAAAACAAGUUCUGUGUAGCCCAACCCAAGCCAUGUACACCAGGAAGAGAAGCUGCCUUUCGUGGCAAUGCACAAAAGGAAAGCCAUCCUCCCCUAGAGAGGCCCAAGGCUUCAGUGGUGCCUACAGCCAAUGGUGUUAAAUCCUACCACCAACUCUCUCUGGCAAAUGAUGAGAUUUCUGGAAAGGAAGCCACAGAUCAGUCACGACCCACAAAGAAGACUGAGCCUCUAGUGCAAGGGGGAGAAUGUGAGCUACCUCAGCCAGGAGGCAAAGACGACACACUGGGAACGGAGGAAGUGAAGAAAGAUGUGGAGGCAAGGGCAGAGGUCCAGGCUUUACCAGGAAAGGCUGAGACUGAGCCUCUGAGGAUGCCGGCAGAGAGGGACGCCCCUGGAGCGGGGGAAGACAUCGAGCUUCCACAGGCUGGAACGACGAAGUUUCUACAAACAGCUGAGAACAUUCUGUCUCUGGAAACCGCUCAGGAGCUACCACCUGAAGAAGCAAUGGGAAGGGACAAACAGCCCCAGGUUCUAGAAGCAAUUCCCAAAGAGAACAGCUCUCCGGAAAUAGCAGAAGGGAGCCAAUCUGCAGAAAACGGCGAGAAGCAGCAACUUUCAGAAGCACCCGGUGAGGCUGAGCAGCCCCAAGUUCUAGAAAUAGUUCUCAGAGAGAACGAGACACCACAGAUGCCAGACGGAAGCCAGCUAGUGCCAACACCUGUAAUGAACGACUCACCCUGUGAAGCUCCCGAUGGUGUCAGAAAUGAAUCUCAAGUAACACGUGAAAACAGGGUACAUCCGGUCGGAACUGCUGAGACAGCAGCAGAGGUGGAAAUGACCAGAGAAAUCCACCCGGAUAAAGAGGAGCCACACAUUGAAGGAGAAACCGGAGAAAAUGUGGAAGCAGAGAUGAAAAAUGAGGAAGAAAGUGAAGAAGCUGAAACCAAAGAAAAAGAAACCGGAGAAGCUGUGGAUCCCGGAGUAGCAGGGGCUGGCGACAGAAGGGCUUAGUGCUCACAGUUUCACACCUCCGGGCAGAGAUAUUUGAGGCUGGGAGGGUGGGCAGCAUCUUUUUGUGGCCUUGAGGUUGAUGCAAAGAGUGUAGCUUUAGAAUGACUAUAGGAACCCAGAGAAUGAUGCUGGUUUUUAUUGUUUAUGCCAUAAAACUGCUAAGCCAGACACAGUUUUCUUAGGGACUUGGGAUAAUUAUGAAUUCAAAGUGACAAUAGCUAGGGCCAAUCAAAACUGUGAGAUCGCUUAAGAGCAUGAAGACAGUUUUUGUCCUUGUAGCCAUGGGGCCAUUCAGGAAAAAUGAGACCCUAAAAGGAAAGUAUAAACCUUUAAAUGGGGUUGGGGAUUUAGCUCAGUGGUAGAGCGCUUGCCUAGCAAGCGCAAGGCCCUGGGUUCGGUCCCCAGCUCCGAAAAAAAGAAAAGGAAAAAAACAAAAAACAAAAACCUUUAAAUGUAGGUGGCUAGAGAGAAGAACUAGCAAAUUUUACAGAAUGCAUGAUAAGAGCAUGAUAAUAGUGAUAAUAGUGAUAAUAGUGAUGGAACAAGACUAAAUACCCCCAGAACACAGUUUGAACUAUCUAACAUUUCUGUUUGGUAACAGACAUUAAACUGACGGCAACCCUAGGGAGCCUGUAUUCUAAUUACUUCUCUCCUGAAAUAUAUCUACUACCACAGAUCACUGUGAUCCAUGGCAUACUAACCAUUAACAAAAAUUUCCAGGGGAAUGCAAACUGGGGGAUUGUUGCAUGGGUUGGGAUUUUUCAGUUAAAGAGUUCACAUUUUCCAUGUGCCAUUUUGAAUUGGCUGGUGAUUUUAUUCUUAAGGGAGAUGUUUCAGUUGGCGAUUCUUUCAUUCUUUCUCUCUCUCUCUCUCUCUCUCUCUCUCUCUCUCUCUCUCUCUCUUUCUUUCCCCCUUCCUUCCUUUCUUUUUUCUUUCUUUCUCCCUUCUACCUCCCUUCCUCUCUCUUUCUUUUGUUUGACUUACUAGCAGUAAAAUAAUUUAAAAUUACUUGACUUUCAAUGCAUUUCUGAGAUGAUAACAAAUGGAGCACAAGCAGCAAGGAUUAAGUCAUAGGGCUGUAGAGACAGCUUAGCACUUUGCAAAGUGUUUGCUGCCAAGCAAAGAAUGGGGAUGGACCCUCAGAAACAACUCUGGUGAAGAAGCUGCCUGUAAAUCCUGCCCAGAGGGCAGCCCAGGCAGGGAUCCUCAAAGCAAGCUGGCUAAGGAGACUAACCUUACUGGCCAACCUUGAGUUCCACUGAGGGAUGCUGCCUUAAAGAAUAAGGUGAAGUGGCGAUCUGGGAAUGUUUCUAAUAUCAGCAGUGUAUUUCUCCACACAUGUGUACACACAUUUCUCCACACAUAUGAGAGCAUAUAUACAUGUACAUGUGGGGACAAAAGGUAAAACAAAAUCAAAAACUCCAAAAAACAAACCCCAAAUGCCCUCGCUUAGCUUUAUUCUUUACACAUAAUCUUCCUGAGCCCUGCUUUCUUUUAAGUGACUCAAAAUUAGCGUUAGGUCUCAGAUGUGAGAAAGAGCUCAGAAGUCAAAAACAUUUAUGUACCACAGAAGGUCAGUUUUUCAGAAUUCUUCCAAAGCAUGUGAGGGAUUCUGCUGAUGAUUGUGUGUGAAUUACAACAUGGCAAUUGAUUUGGUCUUUAUUAGGUGCUUUGUGCUUAUGAGUAUCAAGGUAAGUUUAUAGAAAGAUUUACUGUUUUGGGAAUACAUAGUUUUAAGGUAACCACUUAGAUGAACCAACUAGCAUCUUUGACUUUAGUGACUACAUUAAAGUAAAAACCUUCUAAGGUGAGCUGAGACUAAGUGUGACACUGUGGAGGGGUGUGUAUUAUCAGUGUUCUGAUGUCAGAGCUACCUCAUGCCUCUGACAACAUGACCAGAUAGGUAAGAGCAGUUCCUUAACAGAUGACAUCAUCCCAUUUGCAAAAUAGAGGCUGGCAGUUCCUUUUUUUAAAAAAGAGUUAUUUAUCUAUUUUAUGUACACAUGUACACUGUAGCUGUCUUCAGACACACCAGAAGAGGGCAUCAGAUCUCAUUACAGGUGGUUGUAAGCCACCAUGUGGUUGCUGGGAUUUGAACUCAGGACCUCUAGAAGAACAUUCUGUGCUCUUAACCACUGAGCCAUCGCUCCAGCCCCUGGCAGUUCCUUAACAUGACAUCAUCCUAUUGUGAAAUAGAGGCUGGACUGCUCUCAUUAAGAGCAACCAGUUUUAUGUAACUUUGAAUCCAGGUAUUUGGUUCCCUCAAUGGACUGCUAUAGAUCCUCUAUAUAUCUAUUGAGUCAAUGUAUAAAUACCAAGAAACAAUAUAUUGCAAACAUAAAUUGUUUGCAAUAAAAUGUGACACUAUACCAGUUCUAUCUCAUAAAUGGGAAAAUCCAUUUUCCUGUCAAAGUUGUUCAAGCUCAACAUUGAGAGUAGUUCCCCAAACAAGAUGUUAAGGUCAGAAACUCAUAUUAAUAGAGACUUUAUACAAUGUGCAUUUCAAGUUACAUUUGUUUAAUCUAGUUUUUCCUGAUUAGGAAAUUCAAUAACUAGAAAAUGUCAGAGCAGGUGUGUGCAGUGAUAUUUGACAUACCCAUUCCAGAAUAUAUUCAUAUACAUCACUAUAACAUAUUGUACUUAAUAGUUGACAAUUAAAAAUAAAAAUAUUAAGUGUAAUGGCUUAGUAUAAAGUAUCUAUGAUCAUGCUUUUUUCUGUUUACUUCUUGAGACAGGGUCUGACAUGUAGUUCUGGCUGUCCUGGACUCAGGUCUCCAGUGCUAGGACUAAAAGUGUCUCCAGCUAUUACAGAUCAUUAUGACAGCUGAAUCUUCCUUUGUUGCAAGCACUCAGAUGGACAGAUUUAAUUAAUAGGUACAGACACAAAAGUCCAUUCUUCAUUGGGUGGCCUAUCUUUUUGUGUCUGUGUGACAGGGUCUCACUGUGUAGUCAUGGCUAACCUUGAACUCACUCUGUAGACCAGGCUGGCCUUUAAACUCACAGAUAUCCACCAGCCUCUGCCUCCUAAAUGCUGGAAUUGUAGAUCUCUUCCACCAUUUCCAACUCAAAACCCUUUCUUCCUUAAAAUUUUGUUUUGAGACAGGGUCUCCUGCAGGAUGACCCUGAAUUCUGGUCCACCUGCCUCCACUUCCUGAGCGCUGAGAUCACAGGUGUGUAGUACCACGGCAGGUUUAUACAACAGUCAUUCUAGAACACCUCUCGAAGAGUACACUAGAGCUCUAACAUAAAGGUUUCACAGACUGCCUACUAAUACUCUACUCUCUGUUAGCUAGCCAAGCACUUUCCGACCUUUAGAAAUUAGUAUACAUUUUUUGUGCUUUCUAUACUUUUAUCUUUAAUGUAGCUACUAGGAUAUCAGAAAUCUUUAAAAAUUUAAGGAUUUACUUAUUUAUCUUUAGAUGUCAAGACAGGGUUUAUCAGUGUAGGCCUAGCGGCCUUGGAACUCACUAUGUAGCCCAGAUUGGCCUAGAACACCAGAACACAGGAAGAUCCAUCUGACACUAUGUCACCACCGCCCAGCAAGGAUUUAUUUUUAAAUUGUAUGUGUGUUUCUGUACACAUGGAUACAGGUGCCCACAGAGGACAGAAGAGAGCAUCGGAGUUGGAGUUAAAAGAAGUCGUGAGGCACCUGGCAUACAUGAGUUCUUGGAACUGUUAACACAGUUUACUACAAAGACCUUGGAUUGAGUGGUGCUUUUAAAGGGAAAUGCUUUCUUCACAUUUAAAGGAUGUAGGGUGGCAUGGUCGAAUAACUGUAGUCAGGUUUACCUUUUGCUUUUAGAGACUUCAACCAUACAGUGUCUAUGAAGACAGUUGGUUCCAGCUCUCAGUAGUCUCAGGCCCAGGGGUGACUUUUCCAACUGUCAGCUCACCCCAGCAGUUCAGCAGGAGGAAGAACAAGAAGUUGGUUUCAAUCAGCAAUUAUUUUAUGGUUUUGUUUUAAUGUUUCCUGAAUAUCAGAGGUGUCAAUCGUUUGAGGCGAGGGAUGUAAAAAUAGCUUUCUACCUAGGUACUCUCUAGGCACAUGUGGAUUAUUUAGUCAAUAAUUGUAGAGAAAGCUUUACUAAAACAUUUUUUCUUAGUACAAAUGAAUAUGUUCAUUGUAGAAACCUAAGAAAGUAUAAACUUUAGAAGAUAAAUAAAAGUUUUUUUUUUGUAAAAAAAUUGUAUUUACUUAGAAGCAUUCAGAAUGUCAACAAAACAGCCACCAUUUUUUUGCAAUUACAGAGUGGUAUUCAGUUAACAGAACAACAACCUUCGUAUAAGCUGCAUCAGAAACAACUGAAGAUGAAAAAAAAAAAACCCAAAAAACCAAAAAACCAAAAACCAAAAACCAAAAACAAAACAAAACAAAACAAAAAAAAACAAAAAAAACAAAAGAAAAAAAAACAGGGGUUGGGGAUUUGGCUCAGUGGUAGAGUGCUUGCCUAGCAAGAGCAAGGCCCUGGGUUCGGUCCCUAGCUCCGAAAAAACAAACAAACAAACAAACAAACAAACAAAAGAAACCAAAAACCAAACUACUGUCCCCAUAUAUAACUAAUUUGUGCUGUGGACCAACAAGAACCUGCUUUAAUUUCCAUGCCAAUUUACAACCUCAGACUGUACCAGGCAAGGUUAGUGGCUAUUGAAAAUACCACCAGGACAGGGCUAGCUAAAGACACAUUUGGUAGUGUGUUAACUAUACAAAAAAAGACACUGUACAGUUUAAAAACAAAUCUUACACAGCCUUACAUUUCAAUUUUUUUCUUUAAAAGGAGUGAGUUGUGUACAGGGCGUUUAAAUGCUUUAUAGACAAGGAAAAAAAAAACUGCCCUAGAACCAACUUAUUCAUCAUCAUCAUCUUCAUCUUCCUCUUCGUCUUCCUCUUCGUCUUCCUCUUCCUCAUCCUCUUCAUCCUCCUCGUCGUCUUCCUCUUCCUUCUUUUUCUUGCUCUUCUCAGCCUUGACCACCCCCUUUUUCGCUGCAUCAGGUUUUCCUUUAGCUCUGUAGGCAGCAAUAUCCUUCUCAUACUUCUCCUUCAGCUUGGCGGCCAUCUUCCCAUAGGGCUGCUUGUCAUCCGCGGCAGUGUUGGUCCACAUCUCUCCUCGUUUCUUUGCAACAUCACCAAUGGAUAAGCCAGGGUGCUCACCUUUGAUUUUUGGGCGGUACUCAGAACAGAACAAGAAGAGGCCGAAGGAGGCCUCUUGGGGGCACUGGGUCCUUGAACUUCUUUUUGGUCUCCCCUUUGUGGGGGAUGUAGGUUUUCAUUUCUCUUUCAUAACGAGCCUUGUCAGCCUUUGCCACAUCUUCAAAUUUCCCCUUUUCUUUAGCAGACAUGGUCUUCCACUUCUCUGAGCACUUCUUGGAGAACUCUGAGAAGUUGACCGAAGCAUCUGGGUGCUUCCUCCCGGCAGGUUUGCACAAAGAAUGCAUAUGAGGGCAUUUUGCCUCUCGGCUUCUUAGGAUCUCUUCUGUCCAUGUUUAGUUGAUUUCCUCUGCGAGGUACAGAGUCGCCCAGUGCCCGUCCGGCUCUCGCUUGCCCCGGCGCUGUCUCUGUGGAGCUCAAUGUACUGCAAUGGCUAUGAGAGCAGGAGCCAGACUCGAUAAAUAAGUUAUUCACAAUUUAAGCAACUAAAAAUCAUUGCCUUUAACGUGUAUGUAUAUGAGAGAAUGUUUUCCAAACUUGUUAUAAGAUGUUAGUCAAAACUCAACUCUUAUUGGAAUAUGGGGUCUUCUUUUUUUUUUUUUUGGUUCUUUUUUUUUUUUUUUCCGGAGCUGGGGACCGAACCCAGGGCCUUGCGCUUCCUAGGUAAGGGCUCUACCGCUGAGCUAAAUCCCCAGCCCCUGGAAUAUCGGGUCUUCUGACUGAGCACAGCCCUUCUGGAGUCUCUUCACGAGAGUCUGCCAGAGAGAACAGCAGUAGCUAUCAGUUAGUGUUAUAGAGGAAGCAAUGUGCCUGAGUGAAUCUGUGCUUGGCUGACAGAGUGAUGACUCAGGACGGUGGAAUAGUGAUUGAAAUGGAAUAUUUGAAAUCAUUAUCACGUUCCCCUCCUGGUACUAGGGUUCACCCAGGGCCUCAGACUUAAAGGCAAGUGCUCUACCGUGAGCUGUAUCUUCAGCUCGGAAUUCUCUUUAAAGUAAUUAAACCUGAAGGCUGCUCUUGCCAAUCAAGUAGCGUUGCUCAGGAGAGUGGGAGUCUUUUGGGAUCCGGCUCAUCCUUGUUUUUCUCCACAGGGCCAACGCGAUUAGCAUUAUAUGAAUACUUGUCUAGGGCAAACGUUCCUUACAACCAUGUAACUAACCAUGGCGGCUCCUUACAACAACUGGCUGUAGGAGAAAUUAUGGCCAAAACUUUUUACAGAAUUAUUUUGUACCAUUAGCUCAACAUUUAGAACUCUGAUUAAGCAAAUGUGUUAUUACAACUAAUAAAGUAUGUGAAAACUUA
Messenger RNA from Rattus norvegicus (Norway rat), 12211 nucleotides. The record is from RefSeq and is a predicted model, not a curated record. NCBI's taxonomy places the organism in Eukaryota, Metazoa, Chordata, Mammalia, Rodentia, Muridae.